UCUCGGCAAAAUGUCACUUGCCUAGUACAGUAAAUACUCCCUAGUUAUUUAACUAUUCUUAACCAUUUUCAAUUUUUUACUUAAACAAAAUGAGUGACUUUCAGUUCGAAUUCAUAAAUCCCACAGUGGAAGCCGCAGAAAACGACGUUUCCGUGAAAAAGGAACCUCUAAUUAAAUGUGAACUCGAAGAGCUAAAUGAUCAAAUGAAAUGCGGCGAAAUAUUUGCAGUUUUCAGUGGAAAUUUCGUGUUGAUCUGCGGAUUUUGCCAAGGAAAAUUCGAAAAUAUGCUAGACUUUGGAGCACACAUCAAACAAAAGCACGAGGAGGACAUGCAAGUAAUAGAUGAAUAUCUGAAAUCAAAACUAGAAGUUAACACAAGUGUGGGAAAGAUUGAAGUUGAUGUCAUCUCUGAUGAGCGGGAAGAGUCCUUACACUCUUUUGGAGAUGGCUUAGAGCCUAAAUCUGAUGUCGAGUCAGACGGAGAAGGGACCAGAAGUAAUACAAACGAAGCGGGUGAACAGGAAAAGUAUACUUGUGACGCCUGCGGUGAGUCUUACAGUUCAAAGGCCGACCUGCAAACCCAUCACAAAGUUGAAUGCAAACGGAACUCGCCAGAAAUCGCCGACAAUGCUAACGAAACACAGCUUAAAAUCACUAGUCAUACAAAACGACAAAGGAAGCGGAAGCAUAAAGAUUUAGCAACGCAGGAUGAGCAACCCAUUGAUGGCAAGGAUGAAAUGCAAGACGAACAAUCAUCAGCAGAAGAUCAUACCGUCCACAAGGAGAACAAAUCAAAGGCAAACCGUUCGGCGACUAAGAAGCAGUUCCCUUGCGAGUCCUGCGAGCGAGUAUUCAAAUCUAAACAAUCCCUCUCCUAUCAUGUCGGUCGAGAACAUAGCGACACCACACUUGCGCCAGAACCAAAUCCAGACGAUCCCCAAUCACUGCGGUGCAAAUAUUGCAAUCAAGAGUUCAACACAAAGGAGGAAUGCUCGGAACACGAAAGUACUCAUAGCGGAGAAAAACCUUACAUUUGUUGGUACUGUAACCUGACAUUUAAAACAAGCAGCGGCCGAAAGCGACACAUUCGGAUUCACACGGGCGAACGACCCUUCCAAUGCAAUGAAUGUCCUAAAGGUUUUGACAACAAGGACCAACUCGAAUCUCACAUUCGUAAACACAAAAACCCUCGCAAAUUUACAUGUCAAACGUGUGGCGAGUCGUUCUUUCGGAGGUUCCAGUUGGGCUUACAUGAGCAGCGCCGACAUACUGGUUUUCGUCCGCUGGUUUGUGAGGAUUGCGGCAAGAGUUUUGUAACGAUGGGCGAGCUGACGCAGCAUAGGAUACGGCAUUCGGAUGUGAAAGAUUGGAAGUGUGAGGUAUGCGGGAAAUGCUUUUACUCCAAAUGGGCCUUGAAAGAUCACAUGGCCGGUCACUCGGAUGAGAAGCCGUUCGGCUGUGAAGUAUGCGGUCGAUGGUUCUCCAGACCCAAAGCACUCAAGAAACAUAAGAAACUGCACUCGGAUGUUAAGGCGUAUGUUUGUAAUAUUUGCGGCAAGGCAUAUGCACAGGAUUCGGGACUGUAUGCGCAUAAGAAAACGCAUGGUAUUAGAAAUGAUCAACCACCUACAAGCUUUACCGUGAAUGCACAUUCCGUUUCACUCACAAAAGAGUUGUCAAACCGGACGAAAACAAUUAUCCUAACGUCAUGGAAAGUGAGUUUUGAAACAAAUUCCCUUGCAAAACGGCGCUUAAUUGCAAUGGACUCGAGCAAUUUUGAAUUCGUUAAAACCGACGCGCAAGACGUCAACAUAAAAAAUGAGCCAUUCGAUGAAAUGCUGGCACCUGAAGUGAAAUUAUUCACAGACAGUGGCGACGUUGGCAAGUCGAAAUGUGGCGAGAUUUUCACAUUAAACAGUGGAAAUUUCGUUCUGAUAUGUGCAUUCUGCAAUGCCGAAUUCGAGAAUAUGCGAUCGUUUGGCUCACACGUGCGGGAUAAGCACGAAGGAAGAUGUGCAGAAAUGGUAGCAAUGGACAUAUCGGCAUUGACCCCAACAGCGACAACGACGGCCAUCAAACAUCCGCCGCAAGAGGUCGAGAAAGAUAGCAUUGACAACAUACUCGGUGGCCAUUUCGAUGCUCAGGAUCUCGAAUUACCAACUAAGAAGGAAUCUAGCGAACAAGAGAAUGUAAAAGCGACGGAGGGGGAAGAAGUGGCGCAGACUUUCGAUGAGGACGACAAUAUUGGGGACAACGACGGGGACGAUGAGAGCUUCAAAGUGCCGUCUGAAGCCAGCUGUUCGGAAUUUAGUGAAAUCGAAGAGGACAGUAAAGCAGGAAAAGGGACUGGAUCCUUGAAAUGUGACUCAUGCAAUAGGAAAUAUAAAAACAAAAGGACUUUAUACAGACAUCAGAAAACUACAGGGUGUACGCAGGACGAUAAGCCGGCCGACCCGGAGUUGUUCUGCGUGCCGUGCAACAGGCAGCUCAAGACGAAAAAAACAUUUGCCAGGCAUAAAAAGGCCCACGAGAACCGGAUAAAGAAGGAACUAGACGAGAACUCUGGAGUGGAGGAAGGGAACUCGGCCAAAUCCAAAUCGGACACAGUCCAAGAUCCCUCGUUGUUCUGCGAGUUUUGCAAUCGUUACUUCAAGACGAGGUCAAAUCUUCGAACACACGCCGAAAGACACGACACCAUACCCAUUGCACUGCAAGGCGAUCCUGAGUUCCUGAAGUGCAAAUUCUGUGAUGAACCGUGUCCUGAUUAUGCCGCCCGCAAAACUCAUGAAUCCACCCACUCGGGAGACCAUCCGUACAUAUGUAAGAUAUGCCAGAAGACGUUCGCCACCAUCUAUAAGAAAAACAUCCAUGUCGCCCUUCACACCGGCGAACGGCCACACCAAUGCCCGCAGUGCCCCAAUGCUUACCUUACCAAGCGUGACGUUCUCCGACAUAUCACCUAUCGGCACCUGAACGUGCGGCGAUUCAAGUGCGACCUCUGUGACAAGAGUUGCUACCGCAAAACCGAACUUGCAAUUCACAUGCGUCGCCACACCGGUGAGAAACCGUACGUGUGCGAAGAUUGCGGCAACAGCUUUGCUGCACUCAGUCAACUGAAGAGCCAUCAGUUGCGGCACACACAAACGAAGAACUUCAAAUGCGACCAGUGCGGUCGUUUCUUCUAUUCGAGUACGAGUCUCAAGGAUCAUCAGGCAUCACACUCGGACGCCAAACCGUUCGGAUGCGACGUGUGUGGCAGGAGGUUCCCACGGGCGAAGGCGUUGAAAAAGCACAAGAAGCUGCAUUCGGACGUGAAGGCGUAUGUUUGCAAUAUUUGCGGGAAGGCAUACGCACAAGACUCGGGAUUAUAUGCUCAUAAAAAAUCACAUGGUCUGUUCUCAAAUCCUCAAGGAACGCAGUUUACAGUUCCCCUCACGUAAUUUAUUAUUUACGCUAUUAAGUUUGGUGGUUAUCAUAUUCAUAGUUUAUUACGAAAAGGAGCGACAAAAUGUCUACGCUAACUUACUAACAACGGCCACGGGAAAGCCAAUCGUUUAAGUGAAUCGAAUAAGUUGAGCUAAGAGUUAUAAACGAGUAAGCAUAGCCUAUUUUCGAAUUCUAAAUUUUUAUGGUUGUUUAAGGAUUUUCGUUUUUACUAUCGCGUGUACAGCAAUAAAGAUUUACUUUUUUGAAAGUAGUUUUAUUUCAUGGAUUUGAAAAUAUAAUUAGUGCAAUUUAUAUUAGACUUUAAGAAAUACAUCAUAUAGUGAUAUGAGAGAGUUAAAUUUUAUAUUACUUAAUUUUUGCAGACAGAAAACUGCCACAUUUUAUGUUAAGAAGAAUAAAACUAUA
Molecule: messenger RNA, 3852 nt
Organism: Hermetia illucens (black soldier fly)
Lineage: Eukaryota; Metazoa; Arthropoda; Insecta; Diptera; Stratiomyidae
Product: zinc finger protein 665-like
Exons: 3
Coding region: 90-3440 (1116 amino acids)
Biological process (GO): regulation of transcription by RNA polymerase II
Cellular component (GO): nucleus
Molecular function (GO): RNA polymerase II cis-regulatory region sequence-specific DNA binding; DNA-binding transcription activator activity, RNA polymerase II-specific
Source: RefSeq, a predicted model, not a curated record